Oncorhynchus keta (chum salmon) is the source of this 6079-nucleotide messenger RNA. RefSeq names its product myosin-6. Gene Ontology annotation, cellular component: myosin complex. Bases 176 to 5986 code for a protein of 1936 amino acids. Gene Ontology annotation, molecular function: ATP binding; actin filament binding; cytoskeletal motor activity. Lineage: Eukaryota; Metazoa; Chordata; Actinopteri; Salmoniformes; Salmonidae. The transcript is spliced from 39 exons. The record is from RefSeq and is a predicted model, not a curated record.
AACCAAACACAGACACAAUAACAUUCCUGGCCCCUGAGAUGCAUAUCCGUAUUUGGCAGAGAGGCUUCAUUUAUAAAGAGGACACAUGGUCUGGACCACAAUAGGCCACCAUACUACUGCAAGAACCAUUACCUCCAUCAGUCAUCAUAAAGGGGUUGGUGUGACACAGUAAAUCAUGGGAGACGCUCAUAUGGCAGAGUUCGGGCCCGCAGCCCCUUACUUGAGGAAGUCAGACAGGGAGCGUCUGGAGGCCCAGACCCGUCCCUUCGACAUGAAGAAGGAAUGCUUUGUGCCUGACACCGAAGUGGAAUUUGUGAAGGCUUCCAUCACCAGCAGAGAUGGUGACAAAGUCACUGCUGACACUGCGAAUGGGAAGACUGUGACUGUGAAGGACUGUGAUGUCCACCCUCAGAACCCGCCAAAGUUUGAUAAAAUUGAAGACAUGGCGAUGUUUACCUUCCUUCAUGAGCCAGCUGUGCUGUUCAACCUCAAAGAGCGUUAUGCAGCAUGGAUGAUCUACACCUACUCCGGGCUGUUCUGUGUCACUGUCAACCCCUACAAGUGGCUGCCAGUAUAUAACCAGGAGGUGGUCUCAGCCUACAGAGGCAAGAAGAGGAGUGAAGCUCCUCCUCACAUCUUUUCUAUCUCCGAUAACGCCUAUCAGUACAUGCUGACAGACAGGGAGAACCAAUCCAUUCUUAUCACCGGAGAAUCUGGUGCUGGGAAGACUGUCAACACCAAGAGAGUCAUUCAGUACUACGCCAGUAUUGCAGCUGUAGGAGGAAAGAAGGACACAGCCUCUGAGAAAAAGGGGACUUUGGAGGAUCAAAUCAUCCAGGCUAACCCAGCUCUGGAGGCAUUUGGUAACGCCAAGACCAUUAGAAAUGACAACUCUUCAAGAUUCGGCAAAUUCAUCCGAAUUCAUUUUGCUGCUAGUGGAAAGCUAGCCUCCGCAGACAUUGAGACCUAUCUGUUAGAGAAGUCCCGUGUGACUUUCCAGCUCAAGGCUGAGAGAGACUAUCACAUUUUCUACCAGAUUCUGUCCCAAAGGAAACCAGAGUUGCUCGAGAUGAUGCUCAUCACCAACAACCCCUAUGACUACCAAUUCAUCUCCCAAGGAGAGACGACUGUAGCCUCCAUCGACGAUGGUGAUGAGUUGUGUGCCACCGAUGAAGCUUUUGAUGUCCUGGGCUUCACUCAGGAGGAGAAGAAUGGCAUUUACAAGCUGACUGGUGCUAUCAUGCACUAUGGCAACAUGAAGUUCAAGCUGAAACAGCGCGAGGAGCAGGCAGAGGCUGAUGGCACUGAGGAUGCUGACAAAGUGUCAUAUCUGAUGGGCCUGAACUCUGCUGACCUCAUCAAGGGUCUCUGUCACCCAAGGGUCAAAGUAGGGAACGAGUGGGUCACCAAGGGGCAAACUGUCCAACAGGUGAACUAUUCCAUUGGUGCACUGUCAAAGUCAGUGUAUGAAAAGAUGUUCCUCUGGAUGGUGGUGAGAAUCAACCAAUCCUUGGACACCAAGCAGCCUCGCCAGUACUUCAUUGGUGUAUUGGACAUCGCUGGGUUUGAGAUCUUUGAUUACAACACCUUUGAGCAGCUCUGCAUCAACUUCACCAAUGAAAAGCUGCAACAGUUUUUCAACCACCACAUGUUUGUGCUGGAGCAAGAGGAGUACAAGAAAGAGGGAAUUGAAUGGGAGUUCAUUGACUUUGGCAUGGACUUGCAGGCUUGCAUUGACCUUAUUGAAAAGCCAAUGGGUAUCAUGUCCAUCCUUGAAGAGGAGUGCAUGUUCCCCAAGGCCAGCGAUGCUACCUUUAAAUCCAAGCUUUACGACAACCAUCUUGGAAAAUCCAACAACUUCCAGAAGCCCAGGCUUAUGAAAGGGAAACCAGAGGCUCAUUUCUCCCUGAUUCACUAUGCUGGUACUGUGGACUACAAUAUUUUCAACUGGCUGGUAAAGAACAAGGAUCCACUGAAUGAGACUGUGGUCGGACUGUUCCAGAAGUCUAACCUCAAAUUGUUGACCGUGCUCUUCCAGAAUUAUGCUGGAACAGAUGCUGCUGAUGAUAGCAAGGCAAGUGGAAAGAAGAAGAAGGGAUCAUCCUUUCAGACUGUGUCUGCCUUGCACAGGGAAAACCUGAACAAGCUGAUGACCAACUUGAGGUCCACUCACCCUCACUUUGUGCGCUGCAUCAUCCCCAAUGAGACCAAGACUCCUGGGGCCAUGGAGAAUCCUCUGGUCAUGCACCAGCUGCGCUGUAACGGUGUGCUGGAAGGCAUCAGGAUCUGCAGAAAGGGCUUCCCCAAUAGGGUCCUGUAUGGAGACUUCAAGCAGAGAUACCGUAUCCUGAAUCCUGCUGCCAUCCCCGAAGGACAGUUUAUUGACAGCAAGAAAGGAGCUGAGAAAUUACUUGGGUCUUUGGAUAUUGAUCACACUCAAUACAGAUUUGGACACACUAAGGUGUUCUUCAAGGCUGGUCUACUUGGUCAGCUGGAGGAGAUGAGAGAUGACCGUUUGUCCCUCAUUAUCACUGGAAUCCAGUCCAGAGCACGAGGUCUGCUGGCUAGAGCUGAAUUCCAGAAGAUUGUUGAACGAAGAGAUGCAUUACUUGUGAUCCAAUGGAAUGUACGUGCGUUCAUGGGGGUCAAGAAUUGGCCCUGGAUGAAGUUAUUCUUUAAGAUCAAGCCUCUGCUGAAAUCUGCUGAGUCUGAGAAGGAGAUGGCCAACAUGAAGGAAGAGUUCUUGAAGCUGAAAGAGGCUUAUGCAAAGUCUGAGGCUCGCAGGAAGGAACUAGAGGAGAAAAUGGUCUCUCUUCUCCAAGAGAAAAAUGACUUACAGCUUUCAGUUCAGGCAGAGCAAGAUAAUCUUUGCGAUGCUGAGGAAAGAUGUGAACAACUGAUCAAACACAAGAUUCAGUUGGAAGCUAAAUCCAAAGAGCUGACUGAGAGACUGGAGGAUGAAGAGGAGAUGAAUGCAGAACUGACCGCUAAGAAGAGGAAACUGGAGGACGAGUGCUCUGAGAUAAAGAAGGACAUUGAUGACCUGGAGCUCACUCUGGCUAAAGUGGAGAAGGAGAAGCACGCCACAGAGAACAAGGUGAAGAACCUGACUGAGGAAAUGGCAGCUCUAGAUGAAAUCAUUGCCAAGCUGACCAAGGAGAAGAAAGCUCUCCAGGAGGCUCACCAGCAAACACUGGACGACCUGCAGAGUGAGGAAGACAAAGUCAACACUCUAACAAAGGCAAAGGCUAAGCUGGAGCAACAAGUUGAUGACCUUGAGGGUUCUCUGGAGCAAGAGAAGAAGGUCCGUAUGGAUCUUGAAAGAGCCAAGAGGAAGCUUGAGGGAGACUUGAAGUUGACCCAGGAAAGUCUAAUGGACCUGGAGAAUGAUAAACAGCAACUAGAGGAACGUCUUAAGAAGAAAGACUUUGAGGUCAGCCAGCUGAACAGUAAAAUAGAAGAUGAGCAAGCAGCUAACAUUCAGCUGCAGAAGAAACUAAAGGAGCUUCAGGCUCGUAUUGAGGAGCUGGAGGAAGAGCUCGAGGCAGAAAGAGCUGCCCGAGCCAAGGUGGAGAAGCAAAGAGCAGACUUGGCCAGAGAGCUGGAGGACAUCAGUGAGAGGCUGGAGGAGGCUGGUGGAGCCACAUCUGUCCAGAUUGAGAUGAACAAGAAGAGGGAGAAUGAGUUCCUGAAGCUCCGCAGAGACCUUGAAGAGGCCACUCUGCAGCACGAGGCUACAGCUGCCACACUCAGGAAAAAACAAGCUGACAGUGUCGCUGACCUUGGGGAACAAAUAGACAACUUGCAGAGAGUGAAGCAGAAACUGGAGAAGGAGAAGAGCGAGCUCAGGCUUGAACUUGAUGAUGUUGUCUCCAACAUGGAACAUAUUGUGAAGUCCAAGACCAAUUUAGAGAAGGCAUGCAGGACCUUGGAAGAUCAGAUGAGUGAAUAUCGGGCAAAGUAUGAGGAGGGCAUGCGCAGUAUCAAUGACUUCAGCAUGUGUAAAGCUAGGCUGCAGACAGAGAAUGGGGAGCUUUCCAGGCAGCUUGAGGAGAAGGACUCCCUUGUAUCUCAGCUAAGUAGAGGGAAGCUGUCCUACACUCAGCAGAUUGAGGACCUCAAAAGACAACUGGAGGAGGAAACAAAGGCAAAGAAUGCACUAGCCCAUGCAGUGCAAUCUGCUCGACAUGAUGGUGACCUGCUCCGCGAGCAGUAUGAGGAGGAGCAGGAGGCCAAGGCUGAGCUGCAGCGUGGCAUGUCCAAGGCUAACUCUGAGGUGGCUCAGUGGAGAACAAAGUACGAGACCGAUGCCAUUCAGAGGACUGAGGAGCUGGAGGAAGCCAAGAAGAAGCUGGCUCAGCGUCUGCAGGAUGCUGAAGAAGCUGUGGAGGCAGUGAACGCCAAGUGUUCCUCCCUGGAGAAGACCAAACACAGACUGCAGAAUGAGAUUGAAGAUCUCAUGGUGGAUGUGGAACGGUCUAAUGCUGCUGCUGCUGCUCUGGACAAGAAACAAAGAAACUUUGACAAAGUUCUGUCUGAGUGGAAGCAGAAGUAUGAGGAGUCUCAGUGUGAGCUAGAGAGCUCACAGAAAGAGGCCAGGUCUCUGAGCACUGAACUCUUCAAGCUGAAGAACUCCUAUGAGGAAACUUUGGAUCAGCUCGAGACAAUGAAGAGGGAGAACAAGAACCUCCAAGAGGAGAUUUCCGACCUUACUGAGCAACUUGGUGAAGGAGGAAAGAGCAUCCAUGAGCUGGAGAAAAUAAGGAAACAGCUGGAACAGGAGAAAAGUGAGAUCCAAUCUGCUCUGGAGGAAGCUGAGGCUUCUCUGGAACACGAGGAGGGUAAGAUUCUGAGAGCCCAGCUAGAGUUUAAUCAGGUAAAGGCUGAUAUUGAGCGCAAGCUGACUGAGAAGGACGAGGAGAUGGAGCAGUCCAAGAGGAAUCUGCAGAGGGCCAUUGAUACCCUGCAGAGCUCUCUUGAGGCAGAGUGCCGGAGCAGGACUGAGGCCCUCAGGCUGAAAAAGAAGAUGGAGGGAGACCUCAAUGAGAUGGAAAUCCAGCUCAGCCAAUCCAACAGGCAGGCAUCAGAGGCCCAGAAACAGCUAAAGAGUGUUCAUGCUCAUCUGAAGGAUGCCCAACUCCAGUUAGAUGACUCUCUUCGUUCCAAUGAUGAUCUGAAGGAAAACAUUGCCAUUGUAGAGAGACGCAACAAUCUGAUGCAGGCAGAGCUGGAGGAGCUAAGAAGCUGUCUUGAACAGACUGAGAGAGGCCGCAAGCUAGCUGAGCAAGAGCUGCUGGACAUCAGUGAGAGGGUGCAGCUGCUGCACUCACAGAACACCAGCCUGCUGAACCAAAAGAAGAAGCUGGAGAGCGACACAAACCAGCUUCAGACUGAGGUGGAGGAGGCAGUCCAGGAGUGCAGAAAUGCUGAAGAAAAGGCCAAGAAGGCCAUUACUGAUGCUGCCAUGAUGGCAGAGGAGUUGAAGAAGGAGCAGGACACCAGUUCUCACCUGGAGCGAAUGAAGAAGAACAUGGAGCAGACCAUCAAGGACCUGCAGCACCGCCUGGAUGAGGCUGAACAAAUCGCCAUGAAGGGGGGCAAGAAGCAGGUUCAGAAGCUGGAGAACAGGGUGAGGGAGCUGGAGAAUGAGGUCGAGGGUGAGCAGAAGAAGGGUGCUGAUGCAAUCAAAGGAAUUCGUAAAUAUGAGAGGCGUAUCAAGGAACUCACCUACCAGACUGAUGAGGACCGCAAGAAUAUGACCCGCCUCCAAGACCUUGUGGAUAAGCUGCAACUGAAAGUGAAAGCCUACAAGAGAUCUGCCGAGGAAGCUGAGGAGCAAGCCAACAACCAUCUGGGCAAGUUCCGCAAAAUACAACAUGAGCUGGAUGAGGCUGAGGAAAGGGCCGACAUCGCUGAGUCUCAGGUCAACAAGCUGCGUGCCAAGAGCCGUGAUGUUGGUUCCAAGAAAGGGCACGAUGAAGAGUGAAGCUCUCAUAUGGACCUCUGAAACCUUCUGCUGUGGUGAAGUCUAUCCAAAUCCUAAAGUAUCUCUGUAGAAUAAAGUCAAAUCGCAAUCAGA